This is a messenger RNA of Chionomys nivalis (European snow vole), 3062 nucleotides long. It is a transcript of the gene Tmem268, whose product is annotated as transmembrane protein 268. The transcript has 10 exons. Bases 1259 to 2287 code for a protein of 342 amino acids. The record is from RefSeq and is a predicted model, not a curated record. NCBI's taxonomy places the organism in Eukaryota, Metazoa, Chordata, Mammalia, Rodentia, Cricetidae.
GCUGGCAGGCACUGUGCAGCGAUGGGACCCCUGGGAGCUUGAGUCUGCACAGCCUGGAAAAUCUGGUUGAAAUGUGGAUUCCCUAAGGGACUGGCAGGAGUCUCAGCGCUUGCUCCUUCUGUGCUCCGCUUACCCUUGCGUCGGGCUCCCUGACUUGUGUACUGAAGCCUGGAGCAGGGCUGAGGGGAUGGUAAAUGGUCAGCAUCUGCCCUUGGGGGUCUGCCUUCAUCCUCGUGGCCCUGUAGGAUGAGGAUCUACAGAGGGAGCCAUCCUGACCUCUGGGUCUGAACACAUUCAAAUCUGGCACGGCUUCUUUCAGUUUCCACUUUGGUGAAGCCUAGGAACAUCUAGGCAGCCCCUUUGCCGCCUGAUUGCCUCUUCAUCUUUCUGGCAGUUCUCUUGGUGCAUGCCUUUCCCAGUGGAUGGCGAUCCCUGCAGGGAGAACUGAGCAGAUUCUUCGUGUUGCAUUCCUGGUUUUACAGUCGGGGGCUGGCCCUAGAAGGUUCUCAAGGAAGGCUAGUAGUCGAUGUCAGCUGCCUUCGCUCAGUAAGCGCUCUUCUCCAAGGUAGAUCUUGUGAACCGGCAACAGCAGGGUAAUCCUAAAUUACUCUCCUGGUCCCUGCUCCAGAAAUGGCAGCAGAGAGUUCAGUUCCUUUCUCAAGGCCACCAAGGUGGGAAGUAGUUGGACUGGCCAGGUUGCUUCCAGCCGGCCCACGCAGCUGUGGGCGGGUGUCAGGCCUAUGACUGGAGUCUGCUGAUUGGGUAUCUGUGGGCAGCCAAGGGAUGCUGUGGGUGCUGUGAUUUCUGCCCCCAAAACAAUGCUUCAUUGUGGGAUUUUGCAACCAGUGGAUCCUUCUGUGCAGUCCCAGGCUUCAGCUCCAGCCGGUGUCAGCCCCUCCCAGCCAUUUCAGCACUCCAGUGGUGCGAGGCUGAAGUGUGGCCUGGACGACAGAUGACAAGGUUGUGUCUGCCUUGUGGUCCAGUAAUUGAUCAGAGGAAGCAGAGGGGUGUCGACUCUGGGUGCAACCUUGUGGCUGUUUUUGUACCUCUUGGGGGUAUAAGAAAGAAAACAGGCACGGUGAGGUUGGUGGGCAUCCCUCACCUAUGCAGCUGCUCCUGCUGAAGAAUGAAGAUGAGCAGUGAAGGGGUCGGAAGGAUCAGUUUCUCCCAGUAGAGGCGAUGGAGAUGAGACACUGCCCCAGCAUGAACUGUACGCCCAGAAACAGGAAGUAGAAGCGGGAGCAGCUGCCUCUUUGCCAUGGCCUGUGAGCCUCCCACAGACCCUGGUGGGGCAGCUGGUCCCCUGCCCACCUCUAUCCUGGGCUGCAGCUCCCUGCCUCAAAGGAGCCCUCCUGGCUGGGGUCAAGAGCUUCACAAUGGCCAGGUCCUCACAGUCCUCCGGAUUGACAAUACCUGUGCACCCGUCUCCUUCGACCUGGGAGCUGUAGAAGAGCAGCUACAGGCCUGGGGCAUUCAGGUCCCUGCUGAGCAAUACAGGAACCUGGCCGAGAGUGCUCUCUUGGAGCCUCAGGUGAGGAGGUUCAUCAUCUACAACUCGAGGCCCGUGCGGCUGGCCUUUGCUGUGGUGUUCUAUGUGGUGGUGUGGGCCAACAUCUACUCCACCAGCCAGAUGUUUGCCCUGGACAGCCCGUGGGCAGGCGUGCUGCUUGCCACCCUGACUGCUGUCAGCCUCACCCUGACUCUUGUGCUGGUGUUUGAGAGACAGCAAAGGAAGGCUAACACUAACACAGACCUGAGGCUGAUGGCCGCCAAUGAAGCCCUUCUGAGACACCGUGUGCUACUCGGGGUGACAGACACAGUGGAAGGAUGUCAGAGUGUGAUCCAGCUCUGGUUUGUCUACUUCGACCUGGAGAGCUGUGUGCAGUUUUUGUCUGAUCAUAUUCAGGAAAUGAAGAGGAGCCAAGAGUCCAUGCUGAAAAACAAAUUAAGCCAGCUAUGUGUUGUCAUGGAGACAGGAGUGAGCCCUGUGGUGGAAGGGUCUGAGGACUUGGAGGAUGCCCCCCUGCUACCCAGCACUCCUGGUCCUCCGGAGAGACCACUCAUGCAGACUGAACUCUAUCAGCUUGUUCCGGAGGCUGAGCCAGAGGAGAUGGCCCGGCAGCUACUGGCAGUGUUUGGUGGCUACUACACUCGGCUCCUGGUGACCUCCCAGCUGCCCCAGCCAAUGGGAGCCCGACACACAGACUCUGCACAGGUCCCAUGCCCCUGUCAGCUCAUAGAAGUACACAUUCUCGGCACAGGAUGCUGCCCAUUCCUGGCCAGGUGACCUGUGGACAAAGACGUUCAUCUUCCUCCAAGAUUGAGAAGUUGGGGAGGAGUCAGGAGCCUGGAGUGGCUGACCCUGAGCUCAGAUGAGAUCAACAUUUGGGGACACUUUGGAAGUGUCUGUCAUGUUGGUCAUGGGGUCCCCAAGUGCACGCCAGAUGUCUUGUCGACAUCACACACUGUCCUGGCCUCGCUGAAUCUGGUGGCUGAGCUGAAUGGGGCGAGGAGACCAGGGCUGGUGGUCAUCAGCAGGGCACUUGGAAAAGAAGACCCUGUUGGCGCGACUCAGACUGAUUUUGUGGACGACAUGCUGGCUUGUGUCACAGUUCUGUCCUGCGGAGUGGCAGUGCUUCCUCACACCCCACUGUUCUGGAGUGAAGUGUGGUCAGACAUGCUGGGUUUGAGCAGAAAGCUCAGAGGCUCCCCAAGAGUUUGAAGACUGCCCACAGCCCCAUGUUCAAAGCCCUCAUUUGGUGUGAAGGUCCAGCUCCGAGUUCCAGCUUCGUGGUUUCUUCCCCACAAAUCACCACCCUAAGUUCGAACUCUUCCCCGGACUGGCAGGGGCAGCUUUCGUGUCCCUUCUGCUGCUUUCCGUCAUUGAAAUUCCUCAUGGAACUGCUCCUAUUACUGAUGUUUAUGUUAUCCAUUUUUUCCUGUACAUACUUCUUUUUCUAUCGAGACUGUAAACUCCUCAGGGUCCAACACUGUACCUAUCUUCCUUUUGUGAAUGACCUGGACUUGCUUAAAACAAAAAUACGUCUGAAAAGUCCCAUGGA